This is a messenger RNA of Aphanomyces invadans, 1327 nucleotides long. RefSeq lists its product as hypothetical. Bases 27 to 1127 code for a protein of 366 amino acids. The transcript is spliced from 2 exons. The record is from RefSeq and is a predicted model, not a curated record. Lineage: Eukaryota; Oomycota; Saprolegniomycetes; Saprolegniales; Verrucalvaceae.
CUUUCGCGACUGUUGGCACCAGCGCCAUGGUGAAGUACUACCUCUCGGACCAGCUUCGGUCCUUCCGUGGUGCCGCGUCGGAAGCCGACUUGAACCAAUCUGUAGCCCUCAUAAGUGUGCUUCUCCUCAAUGCAGACGAACGCGCUGAAUUUGCUGUCGCAGACGGAGCCACCGCCCUCGGCGACCACCUAGUUCGACUGUGCAACGAACAAGCGGCAGCCCGGUCCAAGUGGAAAAGGUCGACAGCGUUCGGCUUUGACGUGUCGGAGACGGGUUUGCGACAAUUUGUGCGCUUUCUUCUCGUAUGUAUUGUCCAUGCGUCGUUGGAAGCGUCGAUGGCGACGCAAUUUUGCUCGGCCAACUUGCCUCAGUUGCUCUUUGACGAGUUCGUUCAGCCAACAGGAGACAUCUUUUCUACCCAAGAUGCGUCGUCGAAGCAAGACAACCAAGAAUGCGACGAAACGAACUCGACUGCCACGACGCCAGUACCAGAAGUUUCCCUUCGGCUUAUGGCCCUCGAAGCGCUGCGUAACCUGUGCUAUGUGGACUGGCCUCGGCCACAACUGAAUCACGCAGCACUAGACGAAUUGUGGGACAUGCUAUUGCCGAAGACUAGCCUCGAGACCGUUGAGGGCGGUCCAAGUGGAUCUAGCAAGGAAGAGCAAGUGGCGUGCGAUAUCUUGGCCAACUUGGCCUCCCAUGCACCUCGAGGCACCCAUGCAACGAAGGAUCGGGUGACGAAUCUCCUGCAGCUUCUCCUGCGCAUGAACGUCAAUAUACGACAGACAGCACGGGCGACUGGAAAUAUUUCGUCCGACACAAACCGUUGCACCCAAAUGGCAGCCUUGGCCGACUUGGCGGCGAAUCUUGCCAGAGACACAGAGUACUCGAUCAUUUUGAUCUGUUCGUUGGAGCAGGUCAAGCCACGAACGCGCGUGAUGACGUCCAGCCUCGCCUACCUUACGCAGUGGGCGGAUGACGCGAACGAAGAUGCUGGCCUUCGCAAGAGCUUGCAAAGCCUCAACCACAACCUCGCCUGGACAGACGUGACGACAAAAGUGUGCGUCCAGAAGCUCGCUGCGUCCACGUUCUUGAACAGGUUUCUCCACGUGCGUGCAAAUCAAUGACAAGCUUCUUGCACAUCAUGGGAUCGAGGACGCGACGUUUCCCAGUCUGUUCGAUCCUACUCCCUUCGCACGCUCACCGGCGCGACCUGGCACCACGACGCCUCUCUACCUGUUCGCAUACCUUGCCGGCCGCGUCUCGACGCUACCCACCCGCCUUCCGGCUAGCUAAAAUUACUGUAACCAAGUGCAUUGGAGACUAA